Molecule: messenger RNA, 6340 nt
Organism: Ciona intestinalis (vase tunicate)
Lineage: Eukaryota; Metazoa; Chordata; Ascidiacea; Phlebobranchia; Cionidae
Source: RefSeq, a predicted model, not a curated record
CAUUUAUCCCAAUAAAUGCCUCACCGGUUAGAUCAAAUAUUUAAUAUUAAUUGUAUUUGUUUUCAGGCUGUGUAUGCAUCUGCUGGCUGUGGAGGUGGAGCAGUAACAUACUGCAAUGCAACGAAAGGAGCAAGAGGUAUGCCCGGUCUUGAAGGUAUGCCAGGACCCCCUGGAUUACCUGGUUACCCCGGACCAGAAGGCCCAGUUGGACCAAGAGGUUUAACUGGCAAGUCAGGAAGAGAAGGAAUGCAAGGACCAAAAGGGUCAAGAGGCAGUCAAGGUGUCCACGGCUAUCCUGGAAAUCCAGGAAUUCCGGGUAUUCCUGGACAAACUGGUGCACCUGGUCCUGAAGGUUUGCCUGGUUGCAAUGGAACCAAGGGAGAAUUGGGUCUUGUUGGUCCUCCAGGUCUUGAUGGAUUCAGUGGCAGACCUGGACCUGCUGGUUCAAAGGGUAUGAAGGGUCAACCUGGUGAAGUUAUCAAUAUGGUGGCUGGAACAAAAGGAGAACCUGGACUUGAUGGUCUAUCUGGACCACAGGGAGAUGAUGGUGAGAAUGGUCCCGUUGGUCCCCGAGGUUACAUUGGAAACCCUGGCCCACCUGGUCCUCCUGGAAAUGACGGACCUACUGGAGACAGGGGAGAGAUGGGUCUUGGAUUUCAGGGAGAGAAAGGAGAGAAGGGCCCCCCUGGUCUUCCUGGACCUCCAGGUCAAAGUAUAAUUGAUGAAAGUAAAGAAACACCAACCACAGAUAUUAACCAACCAGUUGGCCCACCAGGAAAAGAUGGUUUGCCGGGAGGUAAAGGUGACAGAGGUGAAAAGGGAGAACGUGGAGACACUGGUUUUACUGGACUUCCGGGCAUGAAAGGAGGCAAGGGUGAUAAGGGAGAAAUGGGACCAUUAGGACCACAGAGCACAAAGGUUGGAAAGCCAGGAACCCCCGGUAUCAAUGGAUAUGACGGUUCUAAGGGUGAGCCUGGUUAUCCCGGUCAACCAGGAAGGACAGGACCUAAAGGAAACAAAGGAGAAGAUGGUGAAUCUGGUUUGCCUGGUCCACCAGGAUACCCUGGAGAAAGUGGUUCUGCAGGAAAAGUUGGUCCUCCUGGUCCCACUGGUCCAGCUGGUGAAAAAGGUUCUAUGGGUUUUCCAGGGAUGGCGGGUUUGAAUGGUCUCAAAGGAGCUGCUGGAAUUCCCGGUACACCUGGAGAUCAAGGACCCAGAGGAAAUCCUGGGUUUGGUCUACAAGGCCCGCCUGGACCACCUGGUCCAUCUGGUCAACCAGGUCUUCCUGGUCAACCCGGUCUUAAGGGUAACAUUGGUGAGCCUGGUCAACCCGGUGAGCGUGGUUUGACUGUUGAAGGACCACCAGGACAAGAUGGUCGUCCAGGUAGCAAUGGUAGACCUGGUUUACCCGGACCAACUGGACCUAAAGGCUCACCAGGCACUGAUGCAGUGAUUACACACGAAAUCAUGGAAGAAAUGGUUACUCCCGGGCCCCCUGGUCAGCCAGGGUCCCCAGGUCCACCAGGCCGUGUUGGCUCUCCUGGAUUCCCAGGUCGCUCUGGUGCUGCUGGUCCAAAAGGAGAAGAAUGUGGCUUGUGUCCAGCUGGUCCUAAAGGUUCCACUGGUGAAGCUGGAAAUCCUGGCACCCCUGGUAUACCCGGAGAAAUGGGCUCCCAUGGUGCAAAGGGUGGGAAAGGCCAGAAAGGUUUUGCUGGAUUCCCUGGACUUCCAGGGCAAUUGGGAAAUGAUGGACCAGAAGGAGAGAUUGGACCUCCUGGUGCAAAGGGAGAAGUUGGAGAACUCAAUAUUAUUCGCGUGAAAGGAGACAAAGGAUCCCCUGGAUUUGUUGGACCAGCUGGUUUGCCAGGCAGAUCAGGAGCUCCUGGAAGGGAUGGUCUUAAUGGAGAACGGGGUGCCAAGGGUAGCAAAGGUGAAAUUGGUUUUCCUGGACCACUUGGUCUGUCGGGUGAAACCGGAAACCCAGGUAUUCCUGGAGCACCCGGUCGUGAUGGUCAGGAUCUUCCUGGAGAAACUGGUGAACCAGGAGCGAAGGGAGACAGAGGAAACUCAGGAGGUCUUGGGUUCCCUGGUCCACCAGGACAAAAGGGAGAACCUGCACGGUCAAGAGUUAUUCCCGGAGAGCAAGGAGAAGUUGGUAAUACAGGUUUACCUGGAACCCCUGGAAGACCUGGAGAAGCAGGAGAGAAAGGUGAGGAUGGUUUACAAGGCUACCCAGGAUUUGCUGGAAGAAAAGGAGAAAAGGGAUCACAAGGCCCAGCUGGUCGAUCAGUUCGUGGUGAGCCUGGUGCUGUAGGUAUUCCUGGUGAAACUGGUCAACCUGGAAAGAAAGGAAGCGCUGGUAGGCCUGGAUUUGAUGGUAUGCCAGGCUUAGAUGGUCUACCGGGAGAAAAAGGAAAAGAUGCUUUUGGAUACCCUGGUCCUAGAGGUACUCAGGGCAGUAGAGGAAGCCCAGGAGCACCAGGUGUAAUUGGUGAACAAGGACCUCCUGGACCAGCUGGACGCCGAGGACCUGCAGGGCCUGAUGGAGAAGAUGGAAAAGAUGGUCAACCUGGAUUUGAUGGUCUUACUGGUCGACCUGGACAGAAGGGCGAACCUGGUAGUGCAAGACUUGGACCUAUUGGACCAGCAGGACCUCAAGGAGAAACAGGAUUACCAGGUUAUCCGGGAUCACAAGGUGAGCCUGGAGAACCAGGUCUUCCUGGUACUGAUAUAGUUGGAAUGAAAGGUGAACAGGGUAGCCCAGGUUCAGAAGGUUAUCCUGGCUUGCAGGGUGUGACUGGUUCACCAGGCCGUACUGGUUUACCUGGUUUAGAUGGCUCAGCUGGACCUCCUGGAAAAGAGGGACCAACAGGUCCACAAGGUUUGCAAGGUCGCUCGGGUCCUAUGGGUUUCCCUGGAAGAAAAGGUGAGCCUGGUAACCCCGGUUUACCUGGUUCUGAUGGUUUACCAGGGGCUGAGGGUUCACCUGGUGAGGAUGGUGCACCUGGUUUCCGUGGUCCACUUGGCCAGAAAGGAGAACCAGCUGAGGUUGCAGCUCAUUUGCUUCAACCUGGUGAAAAGGGAGAACAAGGUGAUAAAGGAGAAACGGGUCCAGCAGGUUUGGCAGGACUUUAUGGUUACCCUGGUAAGAAAGGUGAGCAAGGUUUGGUGGGUGAAAAGGGAGCGCGAGGACCACGUGGCCUUACUGGGUUAGAUGGCCUUCCUGGAACACAAGGAGAACAAGGUACACCUGGUAGUCCAGGAGAUUUGGGUCUUCCUGGUCCUGAAGGGCCACCGGGACCACAAGGGGAACAAGGAACAAUUGGACUUCCUGGUUCUCGUGGGUAUCCUGGACUUCCCGGACAAAAAGGAGCAAAGAGUACAUUGCCUGGAUUGCCAGGGGUUGAUGGUUUACCUGGCAAAGAUGGUUUAGAUGGUGAACCAGGUAUGCCUGGUAAAGACGGCCAGGUUGGUUUGCCUGGUAGGAAUGGUUUGCCAGGACCAAAAGGAGGCAGAGGUAACUCUGGUCUCAUGGGAUUCCCCGGUGAAAGUGGUGAAAAGGGUAACACUGGUCCGGCGGGUGAAAGAGGUUUCCCAGGCCAACAAGGUCUUCCUGGUAUUGGAGGUUUGGAAGGUCUGCCAGGUGUUCAAGGAGAGAAGGGCAGAACUGGUUUACCUGGAAGACAGGGUCUUGAUGGUUUGCCCGGAGAGGCUGGGUUACCUGGUGACUCUGUUCCUGGACCUGUAGGUUUGCCUGGCAGACAAGGCCUUCCAGGAGAAGAGGGGAUGAUCGGACUUCCAGGGUUACCUGGACCAAGAGGCCUGCCAGGACUUAAAGGUGAAAUGGGAUUUUUGGGACCUGAAGGUCCUUCAGGAAGACAAGGACAACCAGGACCCAGGGGUGCUACAGUUAAAGGAGAGAUUGGGGCAACUGGACCAUCUGGCCCAGCUGGAGAAUCAGGACCAACCGGACCACCGGGUCUUCCUGGAUUACCAGGUUUAUUGGGCAAGAAAGGAGAGCCUGGUCCAACUGGUGAGCCUGGAUUCAAUGGUUUCGAAGGAAAGCCUGGUGCUAAGGGUCAAACGGGCUUACCUGGUUCAACCGGACUUCCUGGUUUAGCUGGUUUCGCUGGUGAGCAGGGUGAACCUGGUUUUCCUGGAAUGAAAGGAAGGCCCGGAGAACCAGGUGCACAGGGUCUGCCUGGUCUUGAAGGUCCACCUGGUGAAAAAGGAGAAAGAGGUACAACCGGUCUUCGCGGAGAGGACGCACAGCCGAUCUUUAGAGAAGGAGAAAAAGGAGAAUCUGGAUCUCCAGGACCUGUUGGACCCAGGGGUUUCCCUGGUCAAGUUGGACGACAAGGAACGCCCGGUACACGGGGUCAGAAGGGUGAAAUUGGUCAGGAGGGUAUACCUGGGUUGCCGGGUUUGGCUGGCGACCGUGGGGAGCCCGGUCCACAAGGUUUGGUUGGCGCGCAAGGUCUGCCCGGUGAAGACGGUCUUCCUGGAGCUAACGGUCUUCCUGGUACCCCCGGUCCAUCAGCACUUUUCCAUGGCUACUUUGUCACUCGCCACAGUCAAACAACAUAUGUUCCCGAUUGCCCUCUGAACAUGAGGAAAUUGUGGGACGGCUACUCCCUGCUUUAUAUUCAAGGAAACGAACGUUCACACGGCCAAGAUCUGGGUUCGGCUGGUUCCUGCUUACGUAGAUUCAAUACAAUGCCCUUCAUGUUCUGCGCCGUAGACAACAGUUGUCGGGUGGCAUCAAGAAACGAUUAUUCUUUCUGGCUUUCUACACCCGAGCCCUUCCCCAUGUCCAUGGAGGCAGUUACAGGUUCUGCUAUCGAGCCAUACAUCAGCAGAUGCGCCGUGUGUGAGACUCCCUCGCUGACAAUCGCUGUCCACAGCCAGUCUGAUCUCAUACCAGACUGCCCGGAGAACUGGAUAAGUUUGUGGAUCGGCUACAGUUUUGUCAUGCACACCGGAGCUGGUGCCGAGGGCAGCGGACAAUCUCUGCAGUCGCCUGGUUCCUGUUUGGAGGAUUUCAGAGCCGGGCCCUUUAUUGAAUGUCACGGACGAGGUACAUGUAACCAAUACGCCAACGGGUACAGCUUCUGGCUUGCAACUAUCAUGCCACAAAACCAGUUCAGACAACCUAUCUCGGAAACGCUAAAAGCGGGAACACUGCGACAACGUGUCAGUCGGUGCCAGGUCUGCAUGAGAGGAGACUUUGAUACCAAUAGCAACGGUGGAGGGGGAGCGGGUCGGGGCGACAAUGCUACAUUCAACAGGCGCCGUGCUGCGGCUCAUCGAGGACCGUCGGAGGACGCCGGAAGAACAAGCAGUCAUGUGAGGCACACCGGCUGAGCAAAACGAAGUGAUAACGGGACAACUCCAGCCUAGUUUUCUAGGGGACAUUUUCUAAUUUAAACCAAUUAUCGUUGUUAAAACCGCUCGCGGAUGUGUGAGAAACGACCAUAGUUUAUCUUUUUUAGGGCUACACGCACAUGGAAUACCGGUCAUGUUACACUUAUGCAUCGGUGUGUGUACCGCGGUUGCAAUAUGUAUUCCGUUUGAAACGUUUUCAGCCUUUCUUGUCCCAAGCCUUUUGUUUCAAAGAUCAGCAUAGUAAUAACCGUCUGCUGACGGUUUCGACCGAGUGUUCUUUGGUCCCGACCAACAUAGCACAAAUGUGGUAAAGGAAAGAAAUAGUUAUAUUUGUUUAUUUUUCGAAGGUUUUCGCUUUGACUCCGCACUUCGCCUUACUUGUGUGACAUUCAGCAUAUCUUCUCUUUUAUCACCCAACUGAAUUUACAUAAACGACCGACUCGACACGCAUGCAUGGGCAAAGGUCUGUCACAGCUUAAGUGCCCCCCAAACAACAACUUUGACACCGAACUCGCUGAAAAACGCGCUAAAAACCCAUAGUUUAUGCAAAUUCCUUUCGUCGCCGAUUAUUUAAUAGUGUUAUCGUAACGCUGUAGGCCUAACUAUCACUUUACUAAUAACCGUCGCAUACCGGAUUUCACUUUCGCCAUAUAACAUCCACAAUCACUAACAGCAACGCUUUCCAGCAUCAUUACGCAAUAGGAGCAGUAUUAGCGUGCGUGGCCACAGCGGCCCGUCACGCCCAACUUGUACAGAAGUUUUACCAUAUAGUCAGCUCGAUUAACCGUUUUGCCACUUUGUGCUGGCAAUCAAUUCAUUUUGGUGGCUCCUGAAAGCGGCGUUAAUCGCCGAUUGUGUUGUGUCGUAUGUUGCUAUAUAACUUUUUAAACCUACCAUGUGUGUUUUUGUAAUGACUUUGUAUUGGCGCUACUGAAAUACAAUACUUUGUAUGAAA